AUAUUAUAACUUUCUGUUGUUUGCUAACAGUCUUCCGGUGAACAUAAUAACAAGUUCCAUUUCCGAUAACGGAAAAAAAUUGCUGUAAAGUAAGUUUUUCUCAAUUUAUUCAUAACCGUAAAACCAUAUUCAGCACAAUUGUACACUUUAUAUCGUCUACUCUAUGUAUUUUUAAAUGGUAACUCGAAUAAAAUUAAACAAAAAAAUACACCUGUUAGAAUUUUUUAAGUAUAUGCUGCCAUCUAUUGCUAUGAAUUAAAAUUAAUAAGGUAUAAAUUUAUUAUCCUUAGGCUACUGACCUGAUUUAUUUCUCUCUUAUAUAAAACAGUCUAAAGUAUAUAAUUCGAGUUAAUGUGUAUAUUAAAAUAUCAGUUUGUAAUAAAUUAAAGAUUGUUACAUUAACUGCAGAGUUGAUGGAGAACAAGUGAUUAUUUAUUUUUAGCUUUUAAAAUCUUUGAUAAAAUCUUUGGCUCUACAGCGAUAUUAAAUAAUAAUUAUACAGUAGAAUAAAUUUCUAAAAGAGAAGAAAUGUUUAGCAUAAAUAGAUCAAUUGUAAAAUUAAUUCAGUGUUUAUUAGCAAUAUUACAAAUGUCGGCUAGUUACUAAGAAAUAAUGAAUAUUGAAACAUCUUUUAUAAAUUAUGGCUUUUUCGUAAUUGAAAAAGAAAUAUAUAAAAAACAGUCAUUAUUUUUGACUUUCUCUAAAUUAUAUCUCAAUUAUUGAUAUUUAAAUUAUCAAAAAAUCUAUUUAAACAAUUAAUUAAAGCUCCUAUUGUCAGAAUGAUAUGAAUUUUGCUGCACUCUUUCAAUCUUUUAUAAUUGUAGUAUGGCUGGAAACAGUCUGCACAGAAGUAAUAUCUCUAUAUCGCUCUAUUGUAAUCUUAAUCAUUUUCUCUUCUACCCUCCCGUCCUCCCCCCUCCCCCCUCCUCUCCCUUUCUGUCACUCUCUGUCUAUCUCUGCCUUUUCUUUACUCAUAAUUUUUUUCUUUUUUGGUAGUAAAAUCCCUUUUGUACAUUCUUCGAAACACAUACUAGUUUAAAUUUAAAUAGGUGGCGCUAACAUUACUUGUUUGAUUAAUGGCUAUUACAAAGCGAAGAAUAUUGGUCAAGAGCAGAUCUCUAAUUUCCCGAGCAUAGAAAGAACUACUAGUAUAUUAAGAAAAGGAUAGCAUGGAAGAAGCCCCACCUCCAUACAAAAACCCUGAAGGUUAUAGCCAACCGAAUAAUCCAGGAUACCCUCCACCUCAACAGAGCUAUCCACCUCAACAGGGAUAUCCACCUCAACAGGGAUAUCCGCCCCAACAGGGAUAUCCACCUCAGCAAGGCUAUCCACCCCAGCAAGGCUAUCCACCUCCAAACUAUCCUCAGACUCAGCAAAGUUCGCAAAAUACGACUACAACAACUACUGUAAUUAGUGCUCAACCUAUGCAAACGGUCGUUGUUGGUGGCGGUUGUCCUAGGUGUUUGAAUGGAGUUAUGAGACAACAAUUUACAGUAUGUGGAAUAAUUUUGGCGAUAUUAUUCUUUCCAUUAGGAUUACUUUGCUGUUUCUUAAUGCAAGAACGAAAAUGCUCGAAUUGCGGUUUUUAAACCGGAAGACGAAUAACAAAAUUUUUAAGAACUUAUGUAUACAUUUAAAGGCACAAAAAGAAAUAUUAAAUAUUAUGCUAUGAAAGACGAAAGGGAGAUAUUAAUACAUAAAAAACAUUAUUUAUACAUACAUAAAGUAUAUACUAUUUUUUUAAUCUAUAAAACUUUCAUGUUACACAAUUUAUAAAUUUAUUUAUUCAUUGUUAUACUGUUGCUAACAAUGACACUCAAUACAUAACAACACUUGGAUACUUUUAAAAUAUUCUGUCAAAUUUGUGCCUAACCGAAAAUUUUCCCUUAUUCGCAUGAUUAUGAGAAUAAAAAGAUAUUGUUUUUUUUAAUACAAUAAAAUAGAAAACAAGUUCAAUUAAA
Dimorphilus gyrociliatus is the source of this 1961-nucleotide messenger RNA. Lineage: Eukaryota; Metazoa; Annelida; Polychaeta; Dinophilidae. The record is from the annotation of a GenBank genome assembly.